AUGAACAACACAGAAACUCGACAAUAUGUUGACAUCACAGCGUCGUUUAUCGACAAUGAGAUGCCAAAAGUACACCCUGCUUUUCGGAGUCCACGUUUCGACGAACAAAGAGCCCAAUAUAAGCCACCACCCGCAUUUAAGAUCCUUGAAGAGAUGUUGCGAGAGCAUUUCCAAUCAAAGUAUGGCAUAAAAGAUCAAGACUACUCCUUGGAUGAGGUUCUAGCACGGAUAAAUACUGCUGGCGAGCAUUACACUGGGGGAUUGAGUAAAGUCCAGAAGGGAUGGCUAUUCCUUGGUAACAAAGCAGAGUCACUGAAGGCGUGGCUCGAGUUUCUCCCUGAAGAGUAUGGACUUAAUAUUGUGAAAGCGGGUUUCGGUGUUAUACUCGAGAUGGCACAGGAGUCUGCCAAAAAUAGGGACCAGAUCAUUGAAACUUUUCGAAGAGUCAAUGACAUGGUCUCUGAGAUCGAGAUAAAUACAACCAGUCUGAACUGGGACAAGCUUGUGAGAGAAAGUGCACUAGAUUUGUUUGGCGCUAUAGCGGAUAUAAUCAUAGAGCUUCUCAAACUCGGACCUAAAAUAGUUCAACAAGACUCCGACGGAAGUUCUUCUCCUAAAUCCAGGAGCUCCAUGUUUUCCUCUAAAUCCUUGAAGAUGACGAAGUCUAGCAGGCGCGAGAAGCCUUCGGGUAAUUUGGACGAGUUACUGGCUACAACAGAAGGGAAAGCGGCUCGCUUGCAGUCUUUUGUUGGUAGCCGGCGCGAUAAAACGAUCAUGGAUACGCAUAAGCUCACUUUGGAAGGAAACCGUCAAGUCUCAGAAAUACGGUAUAAUACGAAGAACAUCGAAAUCCAUGCGCGAACAAUUGGUCAAGAUGUGAAAGAGACAGGGUCAAAGGUUGAACGAAUUAGCGAAACACUCUACCAGACUGAAGCUGAUGUAAAACACAUCAGUGAAGCCGUAGACCAACAAGGGACCGAAUUGAAGCAGAUAAAAGGUUAUCUAGAAAGAUACGAAGAUAUGUUUCGGACAAAAACGGCUAGUCUCCCACCAGAGGAACUAAAAUUCCUCAUGGAUGAAAAGCAGCAAUAUCAGGAUUUAAAAUCUUUUGCUGAGUUCUUCACCAAACAAGCGAGAGGUAGCAUGUAUACACUACUUGUCGACCAAAUUAAGAAAGCGUCUAAUAUUCGAAGACCAAGUUCAUCUGCUUUACGGAAAAACAGAAACACGGAAUCAACCCUCCCUCUAGAAGGUUUCAUUAUGCUGUUAGCAUCGAGAGAAGAUCCGGAGACUAGAGAAACCAUAAGCUAUGACAUAAAAAGUGUUUUAGCCCAACCGCACAGGGACAUCAAAAGUAUUCUAAGUAGAGUAGAAGACUUCGAUGCGAGAUCUCAAAGUCAAGCCCAGUCGAUAGUACAAAAGGAAAGAUUCCUUAUGUGGAUGUCAAAUGAUGAAUCCGAUAUCCUGUUGGUAGAUGGAAACCUCCAUUCGUCGGCUUCGGAUAACCUCUCAGCAAUGUCACUAUUCAACGCAACAUUCGCCAUCAGCAUGGCAUCUAUUCGCACGGAGGACGUAUUUGUACAUUUCUUCUGCGGCCUACAUACUUCCGCAAGAGAUUGGUUUUACGGCCCCAGCGGUCUAGUACGCUCUUUGAUCAUCCAACUUUUAAGAGCUCUGGAUCAGAGGGGUGAUCCGAACCUCAACUUUAUCCAUUCAAAAAGAUACGUUAGGCGCCUGAAAAUGCACGACCUGGAUACCCUCUGUAUUGCAGUUGAGGAAUUGAUAAACCAAUUUCCCGUAGGGACCAGCAUAUAUUGCAUUAUCGAUGGAAUCUCAGUCUACGAUAAAGAUUACCAAGGUUUAUUCGAAGGUAUGAAAAUAGUACUUGGAAGGCUUCAGGAUAUCAUCCAAAAUGAUAAUCUUGAGUUAAAUUUCAAGGUACUAUGCACAACGCCUGGGAGAAGCACUAAGAGGGUAAAGCAACUCGUGCAUAGUGAGUGUCGUCUCGAUUUGACCUCGAACAACUUGAACAUAGGGCAGAUUAGUGAAUAUUCACUGAGAGUAAACCUGCCCCCGCCUUCGCCAAUGUCGAGGCCACGGACACCAAAUAGUAUUUGGGAGCAGGAAGAUUACUCCGAGCGUCGAGGAUCGAGAUGGGACUAG
Molecule: messenger RNA, 2163 nt
Organism: Orbilia oligospora ATCC 24927
Lineage: Eukaryota; Fungi; Ascomycota; Orbiliomycetes; Orbiliales; Orbiliaceae
Exons: 4
Coding region: 1-2163 (720 amino acids)
Source: RefSeq, a predicted model, not a curated record